GGCGGGCUCCUGCGGGUCGCCCCAGGGGGAGCGAUGGGGCCGCCCUGCGGGCCGAGGAGACCGCGCGCGAUUGCGUCAGGCCUUCCUCGGCGGGCGGCCGCCGCGCCGCUGCGGCGUCGGGGCCGCGGCCGUCGGCUGCAGCGGCGGCGCGCGCGGCGUCGUCAAGCAGUGGCGACGCGUCCAGCGUCUGGCGGGCUGCCGCCAGAUGGGCGCUCCAGGCUCGCCGCAGCAGCACGUGUCUCUGGCGGAUCUGUGCGAGGAGGUGCACGCCAGGCUGGCCCACACGCGGGUGUGCACGGCGGCGAUCUUCGUUUGCGGCGCCGGCAGGUGGCUCAACGGCGGCAGCGCUGUCCGCGCCGCCAACGACGUCCUCGUGAGCGCCUGCGGCUCGUGCCUGUUCCGCGAGGACGUCCUGGCGCUCUUCCCGGCGGCCUGCGGCGACCACCAGGCGAGCCCCGCCGCCGACGGCGCCGGCGGCGCCGCGUACCUGGUGCCCUUUGUGGUCCUGGCCGGGAUCAACUGCUUCUUCGACGGAGCCAACCUCCUGCUGGACUGCCGGGCGUGCCCGUCGUCUGCCGCGGCGGCGUUCUCCGCCUUCUGCAGCAACUGCCUCCUCACCCUCGCGGCGGCCGUGCUCCAGGGACUGGGGUGCUUCCUCUCCUGGAGGACGUACCGGCUGCUCCUGGCGCUCUCCGCCACCGGCUACGGCGACAUCGAAUCCAUGGAGCUGGCCGUGGCGCGAGCGGGGCAGGAGGCGUGCCCAGAUGACCGCCGCGCAUCGGCCGCACCCGCCGCCGCAGGCGGCCCGGGCGCUGGCGGCGCCCGCGCCGAGGCGUGCCCACGGCCAGAUUUCGCGACGCUGGGCGGGUGA
Messenger RNA from Prorocentrum cordatum, 871 nucleotides. Lineage: Eukaryota; Dinophyceae; Prorocentrales; Prorocentraceae. The record is from the annotation of a GenBank genome assembly.